GUAACUCUGUUAUUUUCUUCUCCUCCUCCUCCUUUAUUCACUCAUUCUCCGUAUUGGAUACACCACAGUAUGGGUGACGCAUCUGAGAUUCAUCCAAUGGACUUGGAGGUUUCAGAGGAAUCUACGGUGAAACAGGUUCAGAUGACGGUUCCAACAACGGACGAUCCCACCAUACCCUCAGUCACAUUCCGGACAUGGGUUCUGGGUCUCGCUGCCUGCAUCAUCUUGUCUUUUGUCAAUCAAUUCUUCUGGUACCGUAACAAUCCCUUGAAUGUCUCAGCCAUUUCUGCCAUGAUUGCUGUCGUACCCCUCGGUCACCUCAUGGCCAAAACGCUUCCUGAGCGGCCCUUCUUUAAGGGUACCAGAUGGGAAUUCACUCUCAAUCCGGGUCCCUUCAACAUUAAAGAACAUGUUCUGAUCACCAUCUUCGCCAACUCCGGUGCCGGCACUGUUUAUGCCACUCAUAUCUUGAGUGCAGUUAGGCUGUUUUACAAGCGGUCUCUCGGCUUUGUUCCUUCCCUCAUUGUUAUGGCUACAACACAGAUAUUGGGGUUUGGAUGGGCUGGGGUUUUCCGCAAAUACCUGGUGGAGCCAGGGGAGAUGUGGUGGCCAAGUAAUCUGGUUAUGGUUUCACUUUUCAGGGCCCUUCAUGAGAAGGAAAAGAGGCCAAGAGGUGGAACUACACUGAACCAAUUCUUCCUUAUCGUCAUGAUGUGUAGCUUCGCCUACUUCAUCUUUCCUGGAUACCUAGUAAUCGUUUUAACGUCUUUGUCUUGGGUUUGUUGGCUGGCACCCAAGUCCGUCCUGGUCCAGCAACUCGGCUCAGGCUCUUUUGGCCUGGGAAUUGGCUCCAUUGGGAUUGACUGGAGUACAAUCUCAUCUUUCCUUGGGAGUCCUAUGGCUAGCCCGUGGUUCGCCACUGUCAAUGUUGCUGUUGGAUUUUUCCUUGUGAUGUACGUAACGACUCCCCUUACGUACUGGUUUAACGUCUACAAGGCCAAGACCUUUCCCAUUUUCUCCAACAAGCUUUUCAUGGGAAAUGGGGAGAAGUAUGACAUCUUAAGCAUUGUUGAUUCCAACUUUCAUCUAGAUAGGGAUGCCUAUGCAAAGAGUGGACACUUAUAUAUGAGCACCUUCUUUGCCAUGACUUAUGGCUUCGGAUUUGCAACACUCACUGCUACAAUUGUCCAUGUACUUCUUUUUGAUGGAAGGGAGCUAUGGAAUAAAACCAAGGGAGCUUUUUCGGGAAACGCAAAGAUGGAUAUCCACACAAGGCUAAUGAAGAAGUAUAAAUCAGUUCCUACAUGGUGGUUUCAUCUCAUCCUUGUGCUGAAUAUUGCCCUUAUAAUAUUUACCUGUGAACAUUACAAAUAUUCCCUGCAAUUGCCUUGGUGGGGCGUCUUGUUAGCUUGUGGAAUUGCCAUUUUCUUCACCCUCCCUAUUGGCGUCAUCUGUGCUACCACAAAUCAGCAACCAGGUUUGAACAUCAUCACAGAAUAUGUAAUUGGGUACAUGUACCCAGAACGCCCUGUUGCUAAUAUGUGCUUCAAGGUGUAUGGAUAUAUCAGCAUGACUCAAGCUCUGACCUUCCUUAUGGACUUCAAGCUCGGCCACUACAUGAAAAUCCCUCCUAGGUCCAUGUUCAUGGCACAGGUUGUGGGAACAAUUGUGGCAGUGGUAGUGUAUACCAUAACGGCAUGGUGGCUGAUGGAAGAAAUUCCUCAUCUAUGUGACACCUCCUUGUUACCGCCGGAAAGUCCUUGGAAAUGCCCCGCUGACACCGUAUUCUUCGACGCCUCAGUCAUCUGGGGACUCGUAGGACCACGCCGAAUCUUCGGAGACCUUGGCGUAUACGCAAAGAUCAACUGGUUCUUCCUUGGUGGAGCCAUAGCACCAUUCCUGGUCUGGCUUGCACACAAAAUGUUCCCAAACCAGAACUGGAUCCGCAGCAUUCACAUUCCAGUACUCUUCGGCGCCACAGCCAUUAUGCCUCCAGCCUCCCCCGUGAACUUCACCAGCUGGCUUGUGGUUGCUUUCAUUUUCGGGUAUGUCAUUUUCAAUUACGUCCCAGAAUGGUGGAAGAGGUACAAUUACAUCCUCUCCGGGGGACUUGAUGCUGGGACAGCGUUCGCAACAGUGCUGUUUUUUCUGACUCUGCAAUCAAAGGAGAUUGGACUGAAUUGGUGGGGAAAUGAAGGAGAUGGUUGCCCCCUGGCUUCUUGUCCAACCGCAAAAGGAGUUAUUGUUGAUGGCUGCCCAGUCGUCUGAUUGAAAUUAUAUAACUAUUUUUUUUUUUUUUGUUUUUUUAACAACUAAUUAAGUUUAUUUUGAGUUUAUUCCAUUUAUUCUCCAGAUCCAUGUAGAUAGUCUUCCUUUUUUCCUGUUUGUUUUCUGUUUGAUCUAGAUCUCAUUUGCAAUUUUUUUGACGUUGGAGUUUGUUCU
This is a messenger RNA of Rubroshorea leprosula, 2442 nucleotides long. The record is from the annotation of a GenBank genome assembly. NCBI's taxonomy places the organism in Eukaryota, Viridiplantae, Streptophyta, Magnoliopsida, Malvales, Dipterocarpaceae.